Molecule: messenger RNA, 2653 nt
Organism: Pseudovirgaria hyperparasitica
Lineage: Eukaryota; Fungi; Ascomycota; Dothideomycetes; Acrospermales; Acrospermaceae
Exons: 3
Coding region: 227-2554 (775 amino acids)
Biological process (GO): carbohydrate metabolic process
Molecular function (GO): carbohydrate binding; hydrolase activity, hydrolyzing O-glycosyl compounds
Source: RefSeq, a predicted model, not a curated record
GGAGCUAUCCUUGUCACUACAAUCGAUCCGUCUUUGUGUUUGACCGCACAGGCAGUAGAUGACUCCGGAUAAACUCGAAUCGGCUAUUUCACACAAACAACUGCUGAGGACUUCAACAUUCUGGACAUAGUGAGCUCGUGAACAAGAGAGUCAUUCUCAGCUUACAUCAUAGCUUGCUCACUGUCCACUGCCUACUAAUCAACAUUCAGGAAGUGUUGAACUCACCAUGAAGUUCCGCGAUGGAAUGUGGCUCGUCGCCGCAGACAAGACCGUUCAGUAUGCCGAAGAUAUCCAUACCAUCACGCCCUCACAAAACAAUCGCUCCUUGUCACUGUUAUGCCCAACUCGACACAUUCGGUCACGUGGCGACACACUCAACUUAGCAACCAUGAGUGUCGACAUUACCGCCGAAUUCGACGGUGUGAUAUCUGUCGAAGUCGCUCACUUCCGCGGCGCACGCAAAAAAGGGCCAGACUUCGAGCUGUACCCUGAUGGUAGACCUGAUGGUCCAUCGGAGCUACUCAAGGACGACAAAGGCACAACAUUGACCAGUGGACGCCUUGCUGUGACUGUUGGUCCCAACAAGGACACCUUCGAUAUCAAGUUCCACGAGUCUGGUAAUCCUGGUCGAGACUUGACGAGUCUGCUUAGUCGAAGCGUGGGUUUUGCAUACACUCCAGCGCUCACUUCACCGAAGCAAGUGGAAGAUCUGGUGGGAGCUGGUAUCAAACACUACAUCUUCACACAGACAGAGCUGGGAGUCGGCGAGAGUAUUCAUGGUCUUGGUGAGCGCUUCGGCGCUUGGAACAAAGUUGGUCAGAGUAUCGAGGUCUGGAAUGAGGACGGCGGCACCAGUUCGGAGCAAGCGUACAAGAAUGUCAGCUUCUGGCUCAGUAACAGAGGCUAUGGUGUGUUUAUCGAUACACCGGAUAAGAUCGAGCUAGAAAUUGGAAGCGAGCGGUCAUGUCGCCUACAGACCUCUGUUGAAGGCCAUCGCUUAAAAUGGUAUAUAAUCUACGGUCCAACGCCAAAGGAGGUCUUGACAAAGUACUCCAUACUCACUGGGAAAGCUGGCAAGGUUCCCGCAUGGAGUUUUGGCCUUUGGCUAUCAACCAGCUUCACGACAAACUAUGACGAGGCAACCGUCAGCCACUUUCUUGAGGAAAUGCAAUCUCGCCAGAUCCCUGUCGAAGUCUUUCACUACGACUGCUUCUGGCUGAAAGAGUUCCACUGGUGUGACUUCGAAUUCGACAUUGCCGCGUUCCCAGAUCCAGCUGGAUCGAUCAAACGUCUCAAAAGUGCGGGAUUGAUGCGUAAAGUCUGUGUGUGGACGAAUCCGUACCUGGGCCAAGCAUCCCCCAUAUUUGCGUACGCUGCCGAAAAGGGGUAUCUACUGAAGCGACCGAACGGCGACAUCUUUCAGUGGGACUUGUGGCAGACAGGUAUGGGCAUAGUCGAUUUCACGAAUCCAGCUGCCAAAGAGUGGUUUGUCGGGUGUUUGUCUAAGCUGUUCGAUCUCGGCGUAGACUGCAUCAAGACAGACUUUGGUGAGCGUAUUCCCACACGCGAUGUUGCAUGGCAUGACACGAGCGUCGAUCCUUCCCGUAUGCACAACUACUACUCUUUCAUAUACAACAAAUGCGUUUAUGAAGCACUUCAGUCACGAUACGGCGCAGAUCAAGCUGUGCUCUUCGCACGCACGGCCUGUGCGGGAACGCAACGCUUCCCACUCAUCUGGGGUGGUGACUGCGAGUCCACACCUCCUGCCCUUGCCGAGUCUCUUCGUGGCGGUCUGUCCAUUGGUCUGUCAUCUCACACAUACUGGUCCUCAGACAUCGGCGGUUUCGAGGGCUCCCCGCCACCCUGGAUCUACAAACGUUGGGUCGCGUUUGGACUUGUCUGCUCGCAUUCGCGUCUGCAUGGCAGUAACAGCUACCGUGUACCUUGGCUGAUCGACAACGAUUCCAAAGAGAAGGAGAAUUGUACUGAAGUUCUAAGGACGUGGGUUCAGCUGAAGAGACGUCUGAUGCCAUACCUCUUCGCGCAGGCACAGGAGAGCGCGGAGAAGGGAUGGCCCUUGAGUGUUCGUGCAAUGGCGCUAGAGUUCCCUGACGACCCGACCGCGUGGUUCUGUGACAGGCAAUUCAUGUUGGGGAGUCAGUUACUUGUCGCGCCCGUUUUCAAUGAAGAUGGGAGCGUGGAGUUCUACCUUCCUCCGGGACGCUGGACUAACUUCUGGUCUGGAGAGAUCGUGGAUACGCCUGGAUGGAGGAAGGAGUCCCAUGGUUUUUUGACAUUGCCACUGUAUGUGAGAGACGGCACCUUGUUGGUGCUAGGGAAAGAGCCUGCCGAAACUGAUACGGAAGGGUUUGCGUAUGACUGGUUGACUGACGCCGAGUUGAGACUUUACUCAACGAAGGAAGGUGAUAAGGCGAGGCUGGUUGACAAGAGCGGCGUGGAUGUGGGAAUUCUUGAGGUGGGUGAUGCUGGCACUGUAAAGGGAAUGGACUUGUUGAAAGGCUCACCUAAGGUUGCUCACAUCGUGAAGGAGUAGCAUAGCUAUGUAGCAGACUUGUCAGUGUAGGUCAGACUAAAUCAUAGUUUCCAGAGGCGCCUAGUGCUCUCUCAAGUCCUGCAAAAAAUCCAAUUAUAU